UUUUGAUCAUCAAAAUAGCUAAAAAUCAGUCGCACUUGUAGUGUGGCGUACUACUAGAUAAAAAAAUGCUGCCGCGGUUAAUCUUUGUGGUUGCUUUGGCUGUGAUCUUCUGCGGAGUUGUUUUUGGGGCUCCAAAACCGUUCAAAUCAGAAAAGGAUUUCGAAAAUGCGAUUGUUCAGUUCCUAUCACAAGAUAUUGAAUUUCUCAAUACCCUAGAGAAAGCAGCAAUGAUAGAGCCCCACUCGUUCAGGCACCGUCGUCAAGCUGAAGUGGACAGCAUGGACAUCGACAACACCACCGAUGAGGUAGACCAACAGGGAGGCGACGGAUUCUUUGACAGGGCGGCAAAGUUUGUGGUCGACCUUCUACAGAGGUUUCUCAAAUGGAUUAAUUCGUCAGAUAAUUAAGGAGGGGGCUAGUCAGGUGGCCAAGUGGAUAUUUAACAGCUGAUACAAUGUACAGUCCGGAGCAAAAAUAAUUGGGAAGCUUUCUCUCAACGUUGAGGGAAAAUAGUAGAAUCGGCAAUACCGCAGAUGUCAAAAGACUGACAAGGUCUACCCCUAGGAUCAUCUCAUUGAGAUAUGACCGUCUUCUCAAUAAUAGCGAGAAAUUGAGGUAAGCAAAAUUUCGACCGAUUUCGAUCGAUCUUUCAACAGCGUUAUAAGUCAUUUACAUUCACACAUUGUUGCCACUUAUUUUAUUUUCUCUAAGAAGGGGAGAAUGCCGUGCAACGACUAUUGCUCUUGAUUGUACAUAAAGCUGUAUGCGGAUAUCUGUUUAUAUGUACAGGUUAAGUGUAGCUCAAAAUUGUGAUUUUAUGAUGAUAAUGAAAUGUAUGAUUACAUACGAAUAAAGUCUUUGUUAUAUAUCGA
Molecule: messenger RNA, 872 nt
Organism: Acanthoscelides obtectus
Lineage: Eukaryota; Metazoa; Arthropoda; Insecta; Coleoptera; Chrysomelidae
Source: the annotation of a GenBank genome assembly